Messenger RNA from Medioppia subpectinata, 1630 nucleotides. The record is from the annotation of a GenBank genome assembly. NCBI's taxonomy places the organism in Eukaryota, Metazoa, Arthropoda, Arachnida, Sarcoptiformes, Oppiidae.
AUGUGUACUUUUAUGGAAACCAGGGUAGUGAGGGGUCGGACACUACAUGUGUUGGACACAAAUGUAGACCAAUUUUUGGGCAUUCCAUACGCCGAACCCCCGGUCGGCAAACAUAGGUUCGCAAAACCCGAACCCAUUUUAAAACCAUUUCCCAAUAUAAUCGAUGCAACAAAACUUAAAUAUUCAUGCAUUCAACCACCAAACAUAUAUAUCAAACCGGAAUUACAUUACAGUGAAGAUUGUCUGGUGCUUAACAUUUGGACACCAAAUACCACAGCAUUAAAGCCAGUGAUGUUUUGGAUAUACGGCGGCGGACUUACUAUGGGAUCGAUAUUUCAAGAGUGGUAUAACGGGAGCGCUUUGGCCACCAAUGAUGUGGUGGUUGUGUCCGUCAACUAUAGGUUAGGACCGUUUGGUUUCCUAUACGGGGAUCGGGAGGACGCGCCCGGAAAUGUCGGACUCUAUGACCAGUUAUUGGCUCUCAAAUGGGUUAGAGAAAAUGCCCAUACGUUUGGCGGAGAUAGGGAUCAGAUCACCAUUUUUGGUGAGAGCGCCGGGAGUUGGUCGGUGUCCGCACACAUACUCUCCCCGCUAUCCAAAGGCCUAUUCAAGAGGGCUAUUAUGGAAAGCGGGGCUCUUAUUGAGGACUGUCUGGUGCUUAACAUAUGGACAACAAAUACCACAGCAUUAAAGCCAGUGAUGUUUUGGAUAUAUGGAGGAGGGCUGGCAGCAGGGUCAAUAUAUGAGCCACAGUUUAAUGGAAGCGCUUUGGCCACCAAUGAUGUGGUGGUUGUGUCCUUGGCAAACCAUUCACUCGACACCAAUGAUGUGGUGGUUGUGUCCGUCAACUAUAGGUUAGGACCGUUUGGGUUCCUAUACGGGGAUCGGGAGGACGCGCCCGGAAAUGUCGGCUUUUAUGACCAAUUAUUAGGUUUAAAAUGGGUCAGAAAAAACAUUCACUCAUUUGGCGGAGAUAGGGAUGAGAUCACCAUUUUUGGUGAGAGCGCCGGGAGUUGGUCGGUGUCCGCACACAUACUCUCCCCGCUAUCCAAAGGCCUAUUUAAGAGGGCUAUUAUGGAAAGCGCGGCUCUUAUGUUCAAUAUAGACAAGGAUGUAGUCAACAAAAAUGAGGCCCUAUCUCAGGGCAAAGCAAUUGCCACACAAUUGAAAUGCAAUAAAACCGAGGAUUGGAUACAUUGUCUGAGAAGAGCGGACGCUAACGAUAUACUCAAAUAUUGGGACCCAUUCGCCACUCACCCGAUGUUGAUUUAAUCGCUGGUAUUGUACGCAACGAGGGCUCAGCAUUAACUGGAAGUGCGAUCAAGGACCCUGAUCAUAUGACAAUUACUGAUUUUUAUAACGGAAUGAAAGCAUUCGACGUAUUAGGUUAUCACAACUUGAAUGUAACGAAAGUGGCGGACCAUUACUUGAAAGGUGUCAACACUAGCAGUCCGGCAGCUCUACUCCAAUCGUUUAGCUCACUUGCGGGGGACCUAACAAUUGGUUGUCCGACAUAUUUGUUCGCCAAACGGUUCACACAAACUGUCAAAGAGUCGCAAAGGGUUUACUUUUACGAGUUGUUAUACGCGAGUGAAUGGUUUGCCAACUAUAGUGGUUGUGAUAUAUCGAC